Gordionus sp. m RMFG-2023 is the source of this 1748-nucleotide messenger RNA. Its product is annotated as regulator of nonsense transcripts 3B-like. The record is from RefSeq and is a predicted model, not a curated record. Gene Ontology annotation, biological process: nuclear-transcribed mRNA catabolic process, nonsense-mediated decay; positive regulation of translation. Gene Ontology annotation, cellular component: nucleolus; cytoplasm. Gene Ontology annotation, molecular function: mRNA binding. Bases 61 to 1506 code for a protein of 481 amino acids. NCBI's taxonomy places the organism in Eukaryota, Metazoa, Nematomorpha, Gordioida, Chordodea, Parachordodidae. The transcript has 13 exons.
UCAAAGUUGACACUUAUUUUAUUUUCAUAGUAGCUGCAAUAUUUAUUUAAUUUUCACUGAAUGGUUUCUUCUACAAUUAAAAGUGAAAGCAGGGCCGAGGAAGAAAAAAAAUAUGAUACUAAAGAACAAUUCGCUCUGGAUACAACAAAAUUACAUAAGAAAGUUGAUACUCCUCCAACAAAAAUUAUUAUACGUAAUUUACCCCCUUCAAUGACUCUUGAAGUUUUUUUGAAGCAAAUUGAUCCUAUACCAGAGCAUGAUUAUUUAAGAUUUGUCAUGGGGAAAAAUUCUAGCAAUAGAGCAUACAUAAAUUUUAUUAAUUAUGAAGAUAUAUGGCUAUUUAAACAAAAGUUUGAUUGCUAUGUUUUUUUAGACGACAAUGGCACUGAAUAUGAAGCAAUAGUUGAAUAUGCACCUUUCCAAAAAAUUCCCAAGUUAAAUAGGAGAAAAGACACAAAAUGUGGGACAAUAGAAGAGGAUGAUGAUUUUAAAGAAUUUUUGGAAACUAUAGAAAAGGAAAAAGAAAAAAGUGAGCAUCAACCUGUGCCACUAGACAAAUGGAUUGAGGAGAUAGAAUUGAAGGAAAUUGAAUCAAAAAAGGGUUAUAUCCAAAAAACAACACCGUUAUUAGAUUUUAUAGCAAAGAAAAGACAAGACCGAAAGAAUGAAGCCAAAAAAAUACGCGAAGAAAGAUCCCUGGCCAAUGAAAAGAAAAAAACAGUUAUAAUUCACUCUAGUAGGAGUAUGAACAAUAACAAAGAUAAUGUUAGUAAAGACAACAAAGGCAAGCCCAUUGCAUACGAAAAAAUCGAGACCUCCAAACGAAGCCAAUCAACAAAAUCAUCGUCUUACACUCCUUCCGGCAAUUACAAAAAUGUUUCCAACAUCGAUAGUAAUAAGGAUAGAGAUGCCGGCUCGAAAAAAGAGACAACUACUAAUAGCAAUGUUAAAACCAGGAAUUAUUCCGGCAGCGAAUCUGAUCACCAAAGACCGGACUCCAAAAAGGAUUUAUCAAAAGAUGAUAAAUAUUCGUCCCCUAUCAAGUUGCUUCUGAAACCCAAGAAAACAGCUCCGAGCCAAGAAAACAAAAGUAAUGCUAACGAUUAUGAUAUGAGUUCGCCUGGUAAAGAAAAGCCAUAUCCUCUUAAUAUUUCAAAAAAGGAAGAAAGGGAAAAAUCAAGCUCAUUGGAUGCGACGGAUUCAGUUUACAAUAAAGAGUUAUUAGCCAAGAAAUCUCAUCAACCCGUGAAAUUUAAUUUCUCUGGUAAUACUAUUACCAAGGUCUCAAAAUGGGAUGGCAAUAGUAAAAAAGAUAACGAUAAGCCAAUUGGCAACUCAUCUCUCAAGGAUAAUAUAGGAGAAGAAGGGACCAAAAACAAAAAUUACAACCAGGUUAUACAAACGAAAGAUGAGUUAACAAAUUCCAGACCAUUAAAAAAGGAAAGACCUCCCAUUCAAUUAUACCGUCCCGGAAAAGGGCUUAUCAAAAGAGAAAAACCGCAAUAAUCUUUGGGGACAUCUUGAAAAAAAUUAAAAAUGAAAUUACUUUUUAUUAAAAAAAGGAGAAGAAACAUAGUGAUCACAAGAAAAUACAAUUAAAAUAAUACGGAUUUUGAUUGAACCUAAAUUCAUAUAUAGUAGCACCUGAAUAAGAACUAUAAAUAUAACUUAUAUCAUUUUAAAGCUCUUUAUGAAAAAUACGCUUGCUGUGUUCUUCCAUUGUAACGGAAAACCAUAUGAUUUCUAUU